Molecule: messenger RNA, 1299 nt
Organism: Polistes canadensis
Lineage: Eukaryota; Metazoa; Arthropoda; Insecta; Hymenoptera; Vespidae
Product: INO80 complex subunit B
Exons: 7
Coding region: 321-1217 (298 amino acids)
Biological process (GO): chromatin remodeling
Cellular component (GO): Ino80 complex
Source: RefSeq, a predicted model, not a curated record
UCUAGGAAUAUUCCCUAGACUCCUUUACGCGGAUCCAUCACCAUUCGAAGCAAAGAUCUUAAUACUGCAAUCGUAGGUACAACCUACGAGUCUAUUAUUUUAUAUAGUGAUGUCAGUAGGUGGCAUUUGGCAAUCGCUGUGCCAUCUACUAUUAGAGAUAAAGCUCUCUAUACAUCCUUAUGUUAUUUAGAAUUUGUGAUGUGUACUAAGUUUGGAUAUCUUGACUAAACAUUUCAUCUAUAACACAAUUGUGUUAUAAUUUUUUCUAUACAUCGAGUCGUUUUUUAUUAGUAACACUUUAAACAGCUGUCAUUUUUUAAAUGGAUUCAGGUGAGGUGUCAACGCAAAAGAAACACAAAAAACAUAAACACAAAAAACAUAAGAAAAGAAAGAUAAUACACGAGGAUAGUGAUGGUUUUACUACUGAAGUACCUGAAGGUGAAAGAAAAAAAAUGUUUAAAGUUAAAGUUAAAAAGGAAGACGAAAGGAGCAUUGAAAAGAUUCGUGAAAAAUCUACAAAGAUAACCAAUUUAAGUUCAACAGGAUGUGUUGCUACAUCUUCUUCAAAAGUUCAGACUAAAAAAAAGAUUCCAAAGAGUAACAAAGGAAAAGAUAGUGGUACUAGUAGCGAAGAAGAAAGGUGGUUAGAUGCUAUAGAAUCUGGAAAGCUUGAGGAGGUAGAUGAUGAAUUGAAAAAGAUCAAACCAAAAGAUCCAAAAUUGAUGACUGCACGACAAAGAGCCAUGUUUGAAAGAAAAACGGAUACAGAACCAAAUCCGGGAGUAGAACAACUUAUGUCAUUACCAACGGGAUAUAAAGAAAAGGUUAUGACUGCGGAAGCAAUUCAAAAAGCUGCUCUUAAGUCCUUAAAAAGAAAACAACUUGCUGAUGAAAAAAGGGAGAAAGAUAAAAAAAAGACGAUGGAAAGAUUAUUAAAAAAACAAGAAUCGAAAGCUUCGAAAAUAAUUGGUAAAGGUAAACCAUCUAAAAGACAAGUUCCUCUUGUUACUUAUCGUAUGACAAUAGGAGGAAGUUCAAUAUCUUUACCACCGGGAGAAGAAUUUCCACUAAAACCAGCGAAAGUAAAAGAAAUACCAGUACCGGUUCUGUGCAGCGUGAACAAAUGUAAAAAUCUGAAGAAAUAUUCUUGUUCUAAAACAGGUGUUCCUUUGUGCAGUUUAGAAUGUUACAAGACAAAUAUAUUAUUAAAAGUAUGAUAGUUAAUGUAAAUAGACGUUAGGAAUAUGUACAAAUGUUAUUAGAUAUGAAUAAUUUAAAAGAAAAUUUUUAUAAAACUAA